GCAACAGUACUUGUUCGCUAACACAAACACACUGACACAGCCCCAAGAUCAUUAUUGACUGUGAUUGACAUGUCAGGACUCGAGUGUUUGCAUUUCGUUGAUGAGACAUUUACGGCCCUGCAUGGUGAUCGUGACCUCCCGCUGAGUAGGGUACACGUCACCUCAGAGCUAUCCCAGGGGGACCGGCCCCAAAUACCCCAGCCUGUGUCUCCAGCUCGGGCCACACUCGUCCAAACUGCCGCCAGGAGCCUGCGGUCUUCACUGGACUCGAGCUCAACCCAAAGCGGUCUCCGGUCUCCGCUUCACCAGAGGUUCACCAGCAAAGAGCUCCAAACAUCUCAAAGAGGUCUGGACAUGAGGCUUCUGGGACUGCUGGCUGUGGUCCUCCUGCUGGAGGUCUCCUGCUGUCAGAGCAACCGGCCGACCAGACCCGGGGGCAAGCCGGCCAAGAAGACCGCGGCCCAGGGAGCCAGCGUCCCCCGGCCCCCCCCGGCUGAGGGGGACCCCCCCGUAGCGCCUGGAGGAGGAGGGGCCGAGGGGCCAGUGGAGGCUGCCACCGAGGCCCAGCCGGGAGGUCCCGUGGUGGGGCAGCAGGCUGAGGCUAUGAGGCUGCAGUACCUCAGGAACCCCCAGGUCACGUGCAACGACGGCAGCGCCGCCGGCUUUUACUUGAAGGAAUUCCGAGGGAGCCGUAAAUGGCUGCUAUUUCUGGAAGGCGGUUGGUGCUGCUAUAACAAAGAGACCUGUGAUUCCCGCUACCAGAAUAUCCCGCGUCUCAUGAGCUCAUCGGCGUGGCCCCAGAGCAGGAGAGGAAGCGGCAUCUUGUCCACCAGAGCUGAGGAAAACCCCCACUGGUACAACGCCAAUAUUGUGUUCAUCCCCUACUGCUCCAGCGAUGUGUGGAGCGGUAUCGGACCCAUCCCGACCACACCCCGGGCGCGCCAGGGACCAGAGCGGGAGAAGGAGAGGAACACAACUGAAUACACCUUCAUGGGCUCCCUGAUCAUCCGUGAGGUCAUCAAAGACCUGAUCCCCAAGGGCAUCAAACAGGGCAAGGUCAUCAUGCUGGCCGGCACCAGCGCCGGAGGGACGGGCGUGCUGCUGAACAUCGACCGGGUGGCCGGUCAGCUGGAGGCGAUGGGGGCCGAGGCCCACGUGAGGGGCCUGGUCGACUCCGGCUGGUUCCUGGAGAGCCAACAGCAGCUGGCGCAGACCUGUCCCGAGACCAUCUCCUGCUCGCCUGAAGACGCCAUCAAGAAGGGGCUCAGGAUGUGGAACGGAGUGGUGCCUGAUCGCUGCCGGCAGUCCUACAAGAGAGGGGAGGAGUGGCAGUGCUUCUUCGGCCACAAGCUGUACGCCACCUUGACCUCCCCCCUGUUCGUGGUGCAGUGGCUGUUUGACGAGGAGCAGCUCAGGGUGGAGAACAUCGUCCUGGGGGGCAGCCUCUCAGAGGUCCAGUGGACCUACCUGCAGAACCUCGGGCGAGAGCUGAAGAACUCCCUGAGGGACGUCACGGCUGUGUUCGCUCCCUCCUGCCUCUCCCACACUUUGAUCACCAAAAGCAACUGGAUUAACUUCCAGGUGAAAGGCACGUCUCUUCCCCGCGCGCUGCAGUGCUGGGACCGGAGCUUCCAGGACGCCAACCGCAACCGCACCCCCCCCAGGGGCUGCCCCUUCCACCUGGUGGACACCUGCCUGCGGCCCCAGUGUAACCCCACCUGCCCCGCCCUGGUGCACCGGGCCACCCAGCAGGAGAUGACUCUGGUGCAGAUGCUGGUCGCCAUGGGCCUGGACAUCCAGAGGCUGGGCUUCGAGCCGCGCCGGGACCAGGCCGCCUCUCCGGCCGGCGCCAGCGCCAGCGCCAGCGCCAGCGGUGGCUAAAGCUAAAGCUAACAGUUGGGGCUACAGGAGGGGGAACGAAAGCUGCAGAGAUGAUCCCCGCACGUACGGCUGGACGGGGGCGUUAGUGGGAAUUAUAUCGUAACCAUAGUGAUAAUACGGGAUCCCAGUUCUGUUUGUUGUGCUCUCCCCUCUGUGUUACCGACAUCGUGACUGAUGGUGGGUUUGGUAAAAGGUCCGACCUGUUUGGUGACCGAUGACCUCUACUGGCUCGGCAGGACAUUGCUUUGGUUCUGAAGGCAGAGGGGCAGUCUUGCCUGUUCCUUGCUGGAAUAGAGUUCACGCAGGUUUAGCUUUGAAGCACGACCGCAGCCUGAUCGAGUCUUUCGGCCGUAGCUAGUUUAGUAAAACACCAUGAAAACGACUUAGUUGUCAUGACAAAAAACUGUUGUCAUGACAAAAAACAUAAGUGUGGAAUCGAUUGAUCAACUUAAAACUCAAAUCGAACUAUCCCCUGAUUUAAAAGAAUGCACACUUUGACAUGUCUCAAAGUAAUAUGUAAUUUCAUUUCACGUGGAUGAAUAUGUUUGAAAUUGUAAUUGCCAAUGCUACUAUCGCCUACAGAAAGGUUUGUGCAGGGAUGGUCAGAUUUGACCAUUAUGCACCUCAGUAUUCGGUUUCGGUGUGCCCACUGGGCUUGGGUUAAAUAGUUAGUUAUUCGUGCUUAGCAGUGUUUAUAUUUGCUUUGAAGUAAUGGAUCUAUAAGCAAUCAUUUUAUAGCCUAAUGAGGUAGACAUUGAACAUCUAUGAUAGUGAUUUCUUUAUUUUAACCAAGUUAAUGCUGUGAAGUUUUUGAGAAUGUUCAGCCAUCUUUGUUUCUUUUUUAGAAUUUAGAGUUUGAAGUUAGGAUUUCAAUUCAAACAUCAUCUACCAAAUUGUAAGCAUUGUUUAACAAGUUGAAACGGGAAAUGUAUUUUUCAAUCAUCCUCACAUUGUGAAAUCUAUAGGCUUGGUUUAAAUUGUCUUAUUUGACUUAUAUUGCAAAAAGCGCAUUGCAGGCCAAACUGAUGUCUAAUAAAAAAUGUAUAAAGAUA
Gadus macrocephalus (Pacific cod) is the source of this 2933-nucleotide messenger RNA. RefSeq names its product notum pectinacetylesterase 2 (gene notum2). The record is from RefSeq and is a predicted model, not a curated record. The transcript is spliced from 13 exons. Gene Ontology annotation, molecular function: hydrolase activity. Bases 70 to 1881 code for a protein of 603 amino acids. NCBI's taxonomy places the organism in Eukaryota, Metazoa, Chordata, Actinopteri, Gadiformes, Gadidae.